AUGAUAUUCCAGUCUCACCCUAAGUACGAGUUCGCGUACAAAGUAGAGGACCCUCACACCGGUGACAAGAAGUCCCAGCAUGAGUCCCGCGACGGUGACGUCGUGAAGGGCGUGUACAGUCUGCACGAGCCCGACGGUACUGUCAGGAUCGUGGAGUACCACGCUGACAAGAAGACUGGAUUCAACGCUAACGUCAAGCGUGAGGGUCACGCCAAACACAUUGUUCCCGAAUACCACCACCACCACUGAUUCCAAAUGUUAUUUUACCAUUAUCAUCAUGCACCUCAUUGUUAUGUUAUAUUAUUAAGAUGCUCAAAUUGUUAUGUUUGUUGUAAAUA
Spodoptera frugiperda (fall armyworm) is the source of this 338-nucleotide messenger RNA. RefSeq names its product cuticle protein 18.6-like. The coding region runs from base 1 to 249 and encodes 82 amino acids. The transcript has 2 exons. The record is from RefSeq and is a predicted model, not a curated record. Gene Ontology annotation, cellular component: extracellular matrix. Lineage: Eukaryota; Metazoa; Arthropoda; Insecta; Lepidoptera; Noctuidae.